Telopea speciosissima is the source of this 2808-nucleotide messenger RNA. Its product is annotated as type I inositol polyphosphate 5-phosphatase 2-like. The record is from RefSeq and is a predicted model, not a curated record. Gene Ontology annotation, molecular function: phosphatidylinositol-3,4,5-trisphosphate 5-phosphatase activity; phosphatidylinositol-4,5-bisphosphate 5-phosphatase activity; inositol-polyphosphate 5-phosphatase activity. Bases 542 to 2446 code for a protein of 634 amino acids. NCBI's taxonomy places the organism in Eukaryota, Viridiplantae, Streptophyta, Magnoliopsida, Proteales, Proteaceae. Gene Ontology annotation, biological process: phosphatidylinositol dephosphorylation. The transcript is spliced from 11 exons.
UUUCUUAAAGAUCUGUUAAUGGGUUAUCUUUUCCGUGGAUUGCAUUAGUUGCUGAUGCAUUUUAAUUUCUUAAUGGUCUUUAAUCUUUUUCUUUUUACCCAUUUCCACUCACUCACACACAUUGCUUGGUUGAGGUAGUAGCUGCAGCAUCAAUGGUGUUGGUAGUCUGUGUAUUGAAAGAGACUGCUAGACUUCUAUAAAACGAUUGAACAUCCUCUGUUUUUCUUGAAUUUAGUUUAAUCUCGACGUUCCAUAUUUCGAGUUCUGAAGUAAUGGGAGGACAAAUGAGUGAUUGUGCAACUUGAGGUUAUGGAUGUCGGCUCAAGUUGGCCACUGUUUUCUGUCCUUUCUAUUUGGUCUUACUAUGAAUCUUUUGUCUGGGGCAUUAGAUUAUCCCCAUGGUCGGAAAGCCUCCUAAUUACCCAAUUUAAUAAUUAGAACAGUGGAAAUUUUAGUACUUCAAUUGAGAACUGUAUCUUCUAGCUCUGUUCUGUUGGUUCAGUUUCUUUAAAAUCCCUCUCUGAAGUUUGACAGAGGAAGAAUGAGAACAAACAAAUCAAAGCGUUCAGAGGCCUUCUGGCCUUCCAUUGUUAUGAAGAAAUGGCUAAAUAUUAAGCCCAAGGUGAAUGAAUUUAGUGAAGAUGAGGUUGAUACUGAGACUGAGAGUGAGGAUGAGGCAUACUCUCCUAGAGUUGCAAAAGAGCACCUGGCUGGGCAUCGGUUUUGCAGAACAUCGGGGGAUCAAUCUGUACACCCAAGUCAAGCUUCAGGGACACCAUCCAAGGGUUAUCUUUUAAGACAUAGGAGAGGAAAAUCAGAAACUCUACGCGUUCAAUAUAUUAAUAGAAAGGAUGUGAGGGUAACGAUAGGCACAUGGAAUGUUGGUGGAAGACUUCCAUAUGAGGAUCUUGAUAUUGAAAUUGAAGAGUGGCUUGGUAUGGAAGAACCAUCAGACAUGUACGUUAUUGGUUUCCAAGAGGUGGUCCCUUUAAAUGCUGGGAAUGUACUGGGGGCAGAGGAUAACAAGCCAAUUCCAAAAUGGGAAGCAAUCAUUCGUAGAACCCUGAAUAAGUCUUCACAACCUGAAACAAAAUUUGCAAGUUACAGUGCCCCAUCCUCACCAGUAUGGAGGACAUAUUCUGCUGAUGAUAUCUUUGCAGAUGAGAUAGCUGCUCCUGAAGUAGAGGUGAUGAGCAAGGAGCCUGUGGGGCUCAAUGAUGUUAGUGAUUUUGGAUUACAAGGUGUAGAAGAAAUAAUCAGUACUCCGAAGAAGUUCCAGUUAAGGAGACCAUAUGGGAUUGACAUUGAUGGUAGACUAGAUUGGCCUGAACGCCCAUUAGAUAUGAAGACACGAGUUAAUUCUUCUAACAAAGGAUUGCGGAAAGUGUUAAGCAGUUCAGCCAGAAUUGGCUUUGAUUGGAUGGAGAAGCCUCUAGUUUUCACUAAUCAAGAUUUAGAAUUGGACGGUGGAUUGAAACGAGUGCACAGUAGCUCAGGAAGCCUAGGUUUGAUGUGGACAGUGCAGCAAGAUCAGUCUGAAGUGCUCUCUUUUUCUGAUGAUUCUGAAAGUUCGUGUGAAGAAGACGAAGAUUCUCACUUAGAAGCAGAAAGGGGGAAUUGCAAAAAUGGAGUCAAAAGAGCUAAUUUGAAGACCCGUGCUAAAUAUGUGCGUAUUGUUAGCAAACAGAUGGUGGGGAUUUAUGUAUCAGUUUGGGUUCGUAGAAGGUUGAGGAGGCACAUAAAUAAUUUGAAGGUUUCUCCAGUGGGAGUUGGUCUCAUGGGCUACAUGGGAAACAAGGGAUCUGUUUCUAUCAGUAUGUCUCUUUUUCAAACACGGCUGUGUUUUGUUUGUUCACAUCUAACAUCUGGUCAAAAGGAGGGGGAUCAACAAAGACGUAACUCUGACGUUUAUGAAAUCUUACAACGUACGCAAUUCUCUUCUGUUUUUGAUGCAGAUCAGCCACAGACUAUUCCAUCUCACGACCAGAUUUUCUGGUUUGGGGAUUUGAAUUAUCGUCUUAAUAUGUUGGAUGCUGAGGUAAGAAAGCUUGUGGCUAAGAAACAGUGGAAUGAGCUUAUCAAUAGUGACCAGCUGAGCAAAGAACUUCGGAGUGGGCAUGUCUUUGACGGAUGGAAGGAGGGUGUAAUAAACUUCCCACCCACAUACAAAUAUGAACUCAACUCAGAUAGAUAUGUUGGAGAAAAUACAAAAGAAGGGGAGAAAAAGAGAUCCCCAGCAUGGUGUGAUCGCAUUCUAUGGUUAGGGAAGGGCAUCAGACAGCUUGCCUACAAGCACACUGAAAUAAGGCUUUCAGAUCAUCGCCCAGUUAGCUCAAUCUUCUUAAUUGAUAUUGAAGUCUUUGACCAUCGAAAGCUCCAGAAAGUUCUGAAUAUAAAAAAUGCUGCAGUGCAUCCUGAAGUGUUUCUUGAUGAAUGGGGGGAGUGAAAAAGUUUGACAGAAAUCAGGGAUGGUUCAGAGAGAUGAUUGGAAGUCUUGAUGAGAUCUGUUUAGAAGUUGUCUCAAAUUCAACCGGAUUCCUUGCAUGAGUUCUGGUGAUGAGGCUAGAUGACAUGCUAAUUUAUAACUCUGAAAGCAAGCAGUACAUAUGUGUCAAGACACAUCUAAGAUGCUGCUAUAUGAGAUUCAACCAGUGGUAGGAGCUGAUCUCUGGUUUAUAUAGUUUAGUAUGCCCAGUUUACUGAUAAACAGAACUGGUUUUUACAUGAAGUGAUGAACGUGUGGAGUAGAAGUCGGAGAAAAAAAAAACUCCAUAGAUCCAUGUACCAUUGUUUCUAGUUGUACAUUCU